Molecule: messenger RNA, 1207 nt
Organism: Egretta garzetta (little egret)
Lineage: Eukaryota; Metazoa; Chordata; Aves; Pelecaniformes; Ardeidae
Gene: LDAF1
Product: transmembrane protein 159
Exons: 4
Coding region: 40-534 (164 amino acids)
Source: RefSeq, a predicted model, not a curated record
AUUGGAUGGCUGAGUGAGAACUGGGUGUUCAGAAGAUUAAUGAUUGUGGCUGAAGAUUACAACAUGUCUAAAGAAAUGCAAGAGCUGCAGAAGCAAUGGCACUUCGUGGUGCAGUCCAUCCACAGCAACUCAAAUGUUGUUGCUUUUAUGAAUUCUCGUGUUGGCCAAUAUUUAGAUGACCAUCCUUUUGUUGCCUUAUCACUCCUGAUGUUUAUUGCAGUGUCUGCUAUUCCUGUUGCAUUUUUCCUCAUUUUUGUUGUUACAACAGCCAUAAUGGCCUGUAUCGGUGUGAUAGUUAUGGAAGGUGUGGUAAUAGCCAUAGGUGGCAUAGCCCUCCUUUGUGUGCUGUGUGGCCUGGGUGCGCUUUCACUGGGAGUUUCUGGAGUACUGAGUGUUGGUUAUGUCAUUCUUUCAAGUCUGGUCAACUACUGGUGUGCUUCAAGGGGUCAGAUAAGAAAGCAAGAAGUUAAUGGAAGUUUGCCACAGAAGAGUCCUGUCCUGGAUCUUUCUGCCGAUAAUGGAAAGAAUGAAUAAGUGGGUUUCUCCUCACUGCCUUCAUAGGCACUUAACUGUACUGCUCUGACCUUUGCAAUGUAAUUGUUUACUCGUUGAGCAUUCAGCCUUUGUGCACUCCUUAUGGGAACUGAAAAAAUCAAUAUGCAUCUUACAUUGUCACUGUAAAACUAGCAUUAAGAAUAACCAUUAAGCAGCAAUGCAUUGCGAUACUGAGUCUAUGUGCAUGAUGGAAUGUUCCACAGAAUUUGGUAAAGGGAUGUAAUAAUAACAACUACUGUUAAGUCAAUGACAGUUAGGUGAAAGAAAGGGUAGAUAGCUAUUUGACUUCCCAUCUGUUACUGGAGUUCUGAUGUACUAUCUUUUGAAAUUUGUAUGCAGCAGUUGGUCAUUUUGAUACAUAAGUGUCAAAGUUCAGAACACUAGAAAUGUUUUGAAUGUUAAAAAAUUUUUAAGCCUUAACAGCCUUUGUUAAAAUAAGCACACCAUGCUAAUGUUUUUUAUUUAUUAUAAGAAGAAAAUUGGGUUUUGUCUUAUGUUAUGGUAUAAGCUUUUAUAUACCUUUAGAUGUUGCAUUAUUCUGAAGGGAUAUUUUCCUUGUUCACAUUGCCUCAUCACAUCAAUAGUAUGCAAUUAGGUCUUGCAUUUUGUCAUAUUUGUUUAGGUAUUUAAAUUGCCUGGUUUGCUUCUCAGU